Molecule: messenger RNA, 1041 nt
Organism: Trichoderma virens Gv29-8
Lineage: Eukaryota; Fungi; Ascomycota; Sordariomycetes; Hypocreales; Hypocreaceae
Exons: 1
Coding region: 1-1041 (346 amino acids)
Molecular function (GO): oxidoreductase activity
Source: RefSeq, a predicted model, not a curated record
AUGGGUGAUGUGCGGCAAACAAUCAAGCAAUCAAUUCCGGUAGACGUUAAUAAACCGUAUGACCCAUCGACUCUCAAGGAUAAAACGAUUCUCAUCACGGGAGGCGCUAAUGGGUUGGGCGCGCAUAUGGUCCGCCAUUGGGCUUCUCAUGGUGCAAAUGUCGUGAUUGGGGAUGUUGCCGACAGAGCUGGUGAAGAGCUCGUGGCCGCUCUUCGAAUGGCAUACCCCAGAGGAGUUUUUGAAUUCCGACACUGCGACGUCACGGAUUGGGAAUCUCAAGUCAGCCUUUUCGAUGCCGCCGUCAAAGCCAGCCCGCAUGGCACUAUAGAUAUUGUGGUGCCCAAUGCAGGUAUUAUUCUUCCUGGGGAGGCGACUAAAUUCGAAAAUCCAGACUUGGUGAAUGGCAAAUUGCUUGAGCCCAACACGGCUACUCUUGAUGUAAAUGUCAAAGGAGUCAUAUUCACUGCUCACCUUGCGCUAUAUUAUCUUCCACAAAACAAAAGACAGGAUCGAUGCUUUCUGUUUGUUGGCUCCGUGGCCUCACUUAUCCCUCUUCCUGGCCAGAGUCAUUAUUGCAUGAGCAAACAUGCCGUGCUGGGCCUCUUUCGUUCAAUGCGCGGAACUGCUUUUUUGAAGGGAAUCCGCAUCAACAUGAUCGCACCAUACUAUAUUGCACAGACCAAAAUGUUACAGGCAACCACCGAGGCACUGUUACUCUCUGGGUCUGCGGGACCAGGACAAGUUCCCGAUGUUAUUGAUGCGGCAACGCGUUUGAUUGCAGAUGAAUCAAUAGUUGGUCGCGCGCUUGUUGUUGGUCCUCGACUGAAGCCUCACGAUUUCGAGGGCAUUGAUAAAGAAAGUGGUUUGAUGGAGGAAACGGAUGGAUAUCAGGGUCAAGGAAUUUGGGAAUGCUACGCGCACGAUUACGACCAGGUCGAGACUUUUGUGAAGAGGUAUUUGUGGCUUCUGAAUGCCGCUGCUAGGGCGCGAGGGAUGCUUGCUUGGAUUCGGGAUAUUAUAGCCAUAUGGAAACGAGAAUAA